Nerophis ophidion (straightnose pipefish) is the source of this 5432-nucleotide messenger RNA. Its product is annotated as aldehyde oxidase 1-like. Gene Ontology annotation, molecular function: oxidoreductase activity; iron ion binding; 2 iron, 2 sulfur cluster binding. The record is from RefSeq and is a predicted model, not a curated record. The transcript is spliced from 35 exons. Lineage: Eukaryota; Metazoa; Chordata; Actinopteri; Syngnathiformes; Syngnathidae.
AAGCGUCCUCAACAGGAAGCUCAGCAUUUUCUUAGCUGGACUGGUGAAAACUAUCAGCGUGACAAUGUCGGAAGCCGGAGAAAGAAACACUUUAUGUUUUUUUGUCAACGGGAAAAAGGUGACUGAAGAGCACGUGGAUCCUGAGACCACGCUGUUGUCCUUCCUGAGACAAAAGCUGAGGUUAACCGGAACCAAAUAUGGCUGCGGAGGAGGAGGGUGCGGUGCAUGCACCGUGAUGGUGUCACGCUAUCGGACUUCAAACAAAACCAUUGUUCAUUACUCGGCCAACGCCUGCCUGAUGCCACUCUGCCAGCUUCACGGUGCCGCCAUUACCACCGUUGAGGGUGUUGGGAGUACCAAGACCAGGAUCCACCCUGUCCAGGAGCGGAUAGCGAAGGCGCAUGGCUCCCAGUGCGGCUUCUGCACUCCAGGCAUGGUGAUGUCUAUGUACACCCUUCUGCGGAACAAUCCUCAGCCCAGCCUAGAUGACAUCACCGAGGCGAUGGCUGGGAAUCUGUGCCGCUGCACCGGAUAUCGGCCCAUUGUUGACGGCUGCAGGACCUUCUGUCAAGAAGUCAACUGCUGCCAAGUCAACGGUGAGAAAAACUGCUGCAGCGAGGAAGAAAAAUAUGAUGAAACUCCAUUGCUGUUUGACAAGUUGGACUUUCUGCCACUGGACGCGACACAAGACCUGAUCUUUCCCCCGGAACUGAUUCUGAUGGCGGAAACCGACAGGCCACAAACACUCACAUUUCGUGGGGAGAGGAUGACCUGGAAGUCCCCUGUUCUGCUAGAGGAGCUGGUCCAGCUCAAGACCAGCAACCCAAAGGCUCCGCUGAUCAUGGGGAAUACUAAUUUAGGUCCGGAUAUGAAAUUCAAAGGCGUUCUGCAUCCAUUGGUGAUAUCUUCCAUCCGAGUAUUGGAGCUCUUUGAGGUGACUGAGACGCCACAUGGUGUUUGUUUGGGAGCGGGCUACACCCUCUCUGAGACCCGGGCUAUUUUAAAUAAGUUUUGCAGCCAGUUUCCAGAGGAGAAGACAGAGCUGUUCAGAGCGCUCAUCAAGCAGCUAGGGAAUUUGGGAAGCCAGCAGAUCCGCAAUGUUGCUACUCUUGGAGGAAACAUUAUGAGUGCAUAUCCAAACUCUGACCUAAACCCAGUUUUUGCUGCCGGUAACUGCAGCGUGAGCGUCAUCAACAGUGAAGGAAAACGGGAGGUUCCACUCAAUCAGGACUUCUUUGUGAGCCUUGGGAAGACCAUCUUGAAGCCAGAGGAGAUUGUUGUCUCUGUGCUAAUCCCUUUCUCCAGAAAGGGAGAGUUUGUUCGAGCGUUCCGUCAGGCUCCAAGAAAGGAGAGCGCAUUUGCUACAGUGACCACUGGGAUGCGAGUGAUGUUCUCUAAAGGGUCCAGAAUAGUAGAAGAUAUCAGUAUUUACUAUGGAGGUGUAGGCGCGACCACAGCCAGCGCCGCCAAAACUUGUGCUGCUAUCAUUGCACGACCGUGGAAUGAUGAAACCCUCAGCCAGGCUUACGACAUCCUCAUCAAAGAAUUUGACAUCCCACCUUCGAUUCCAGGAGGAAAAGCAGAGUUCCGUCGCUCUUUGACUCUCAGUUUCCUUUUCAAAUUCAAUCUAGAGAUCCUUCAGACCCUCAGAAAGAUGAACGUGAUUGAAGAGGAAGCCAUGGAGAAGAUUGAGCCUCUGCCCAGAGAGAUCCAGCGGAGCCAACAGGAGUUCAAUAAUGUCUCUGAGGGCCAGAGCGAACAUGACCCGGUGGGCCGACCCGUCAUGCAUCGAUCCGCCAUCAGCCAGGCCACCGGAGAGGCAGUUUACUGCGAUGAUCUCCCAACAAUUGAUGGCGAACAUUUCCUGGCUCUGGUCACCAGCUCAAAAGCACAUGCCAAGAUCAUAAGCGUGGAUGUGAGCAAAGCCCUACUACUUCCUGGUGUCAUUGACGUCAUCACGGCCAAAGAUAUUCCUGGGAAGAAAACCCGCAUCCUUUGUGGUUAUGAUGAAGACGUGCUUGCUAGGUCACAGGUGUCAUGCAUCGGUCACAUAGUGUGUGCUGUCUUGGCGGACUCCAGAGCUCAUGCCAAAAGAGGUGCGUCAGCAGUGAAUAUCAGCUAUGAAGACUUGCCAAACCCGAUUUUUACGAUCGAGGACGCCAUUAAGCAGUCAUCCUUCUUUGAGCCACGGCGAGAGAUUGAGAGAGGACAUGUGACAGAGGCCUUCAAGGGUGUAGAUCUGGUUCACGAAGGUGAGAUUCGCAUAGGCGGCCAGGAACAUUUCUACAUGGAGACCCAGAGCAUGUUGGUGGUACCAGUGGGAGAGGAAAGGGAGUUAAACGUUUAUGCGUCUUCUCAGUGGCCAACAGCACUUCAGAUAGCCGUUGCUGAAACGUUGGCCAUCCCGUCCAACCGAGUCAUCUGUCACGUCAAAAGACUGGGCGGGGCAUUUGGAGGGAAGGUCAUAAAAACCAACAUACUUGCUUGUAUCACGUCUGUGGCUGCCUGGAAGAACAACUGUCCGGUCCGCUGUGUUCUGGAACGAGGUGAGGACAUGCUGAUCACUGGCGGACGUCAUCCUGUGCUGGGUAAAUACAAGGUUGGCUUCCAGAAAGACGGAAGGAUCCUGGCGGCAGAUAUCCAGAUCUACACCAAUGCUGGCAAUGCAGUUGAUGAAUCAGUCUUUGUAGCAGAGAAGAUACUGCUUCACCUGGACAACUCCUACAACAUUCCCAAUCUGCGUGGCCGAGCUGCCGCCUGCAGAACCAACCUGCCCUCCAACACAUCCUUCAGAGGCUUCGGGGUGCCUCAAGGUGCUUGUAUUGUGGAGAACAUCAUUCAUGAUGUGGGAAUGGCGCUACAGUUUCCUGUGGAUAAGAUUCAAGAGAUCAAUAUGUACAGAGGACCAUCACUCACCCACUACAAGAUGGAGUUCAGCCCAGAGAACUUACUGCGCUGCUGGGACAAAUGUAAAGUCGAGUCUGACUACAAUGCUCGCUGCGAUGCUGUAGAAAAGUUUAACCAGCAGAACCGCUGGAAGAAGAGAGGAAUCGCUAUUACCCCGAUUAAAUAUGGCAUCAGCUUUGCAGAAGGCUUCAUGAACCAAGGUGCCGCUCUGGUGAACAUCUAUGGGGAUGGCUCGGUUCUGGUGACUCAUGCUGGGACAGAGAUGGGUCAAGGAGUCCACACUAAAAUGCAACAGGUGGCCAGUCGUGAGCUUCACAUCCCCCCCUCGAAAGUCUACAUCAGUGAAACCAACACCAGCACUGUUCCUAACACCUUCCCCUCCGCCGCCUCCUAUGGCACAGACGCCAACGGCAUUGCCGUAAAGAAUGCUUGCCAGACACUCUAUCAGCGACUGGAGCCUGUCCGGCUGAAGAACCCCAAAGGAACAUGGGAGAAUUGGGUCUCUGAAGCCAUUAUGGAGAAGAUCAGUUUAUCUGCCACUGGAUACCACGGGGGUGCAGACUCUCACAUGGACUGGGACAAGAUGGAGGGCCGCCCCUACCCUUAUUUCACAUUCGGGGUCUGCUGUAGUGAGGUGGAGCUAGACUGCCUCACCGGUGACUACAUGACGGUGAGGACAGACAUUGUUGUGGACAUUGGCCAGAGUUUGAACCCGUCAGUGGACAUCGGCCAGAUUGAAGGUGCCUUCAUGCAGGGAUUGGGUCUUUACACGCUGGAGGAGUUGAAGUUUUCUCAAUCUGGGCUUCUGUACACCCGAGGUCCAUCACAGUAUAAAAUACCCGCUGUUUGCGACAUGCCCCUCAGCUUCAAUGUCUAUCUCCUCUCGGACUCCUACAACCCCCAUGCCAUCUACUCUUCCAAGGGUAUCGGGGAACCCGUCCUCUUCUUGGGCUGUUCAGUGUUCUUCGCCAUCAAACAUGCUAUCGCAGCAGCACGCAAAGAGGUCGGCCUCACGGGCUGUUUUUCUCUCAGCAGCCCUGCUACUGCAGAGAGAAUUUGCCUCGCCUGUGCAGCCCCCUUCACCCAAAAGGUUCAAGCGAGCGAAACUGGAUCCGUCCAAUAACCCUGGGCCCUAAACAUUUAAAACCCUCAGCUACCUGAAGUGACUGUAGACCAUUAUUUUACGCACAAAUUGUUAACUUUCUGGUGAUUUACAGUAACAAUGAUUCUGCUUGCUUUUUAGAAAUGUGGCCCCAUGACACUCUACUCUUAAUGCAGACAGUUAAUAUCACACGUCGUCAGAGGUGGGUAGUGACACGUUACAUUUAGUCCGUUACAUCUACUUGAGUAACUUUUGAGAUAAAUUGUACUUCUAAGAGUAGUUUUAAUGCAACAUAGUUUUACUUUUUUGCUUGAAUAUAUUUAUAGAGAAGAAACUAUACUUUUACUCCGCGCCAUUUAUCUACAUUCAGCUCGCUACUCGCUACUGAUUUUUAUCGAUCUGUUAAUGCACGCUUUGUCUGGUUUGUCAGACAGACCUUCAAAGUAAGAUCCAUCACAUGCCUGCGUUUCACCAAUCAAAUGCAGUCACUGGUGACGUUUGACUCCGUUUCACCAAUCAAACAGAGCCAGGCGGUCACAUGAUUAACUGCACUUUUUUACAAAACCUUUAUUUAUACAUUUCAACCUUUACAAACACUUGAAAAUAAUAAUCAAUGUAAAUACAAAAACAGUACAAAACAAUAUAAAAACCGUACAAAACAGCGCCAGGGGUUUGUAAAUUCAAAGUAACUAAAAUAGAAUGCAAAAAAUAUAUAUAUAAAAUAAACAAAGUGCAAAUCCAUAUGCUCACUCAAUCUCAGUAAAUAAUUUAAAUUUGGAACACAACAUCAUCGUUUUCACAGCUUUUUGGUUGUUAGAGGUAGAAUGUUUUAAUGUAGAGUUCUAAAUCUUUUUUAAAGGCACAAAAAAAACAGGUCAGGUAUUGAGAAACUUACAUUUAUGAAUAUAAAUCUUAGCCAAUAGUAUAAUGUGGUUGCAAAGGUAAAAUUCAUUUUUAAAAAAUGUUUUCAAUACAGUGUAAAACCAAAUAUAUAUUAUUUAUUUGCUUAAGAGAUAUUCCUGGCUGUGAAUUUCUUCAUUUCUAUUUUUAUGUUUUUGUGCAUUACUUGUUGCCGUCAUCAUUAAACAAACAGGUUACUCAUCAGUUACUCAGUACUUGAGUAGUUUUUUUCACAACAUACUUUUUAUUUUUACUCAAGCAAAUAUUUGGGUGACUACUCCUUACUUUUACUUGAGUAAUACAUCUCUAAAGUAACAGUACUCUUACUUGAGUACAAUUUCUGGCUACUCUACCCACCUCUGCACGUGGUCUGCAUUAUGAAUAUCACUUUUUAAAUGAACGCCGCCCUUAUUCAAGCCCCUAACUGCAGACCUUCAAUACAGUAAUACUGUCAAUGCUUUGUGAGACAUGUAAACAAAUCCCAAACCUCUAUGCAUGUUCGAAAUAAACUUCACCCAACCAA